Molecule: messenger RNA, 1494 nt
Organism: Colletotrichum karsti
Lineage: Eukaryota; Fungi; Ascomycota; Sordariomycetes; Glomerellales; Glomerellaceae
Product: MIZ/SP-RING zinc finger
Exons: 8
Coding region: 1-1494 (497 amino acids)
Biological process (GO): protein sumoylation
Molecular function (GO): SUMO ligase activity
Source: RefSeq, a predicted model, not a curated record
AUGACCUCCAUCCCGAGGCAUGAGCUCCAGGCUCUGGUCAAGCUGGUCAACAGCAACCAGCUGCUUAAUCGACAACUUUCGAGCAUCUGUCAGCUGAACGGUCUCACUAGCAGCGGGGUUAAGGCGGCGCUGCAGGGUCGCAUCGUGAACGCUAUCCAAGACGCUUUCAAUGCUGGCGAUGUUACCCGCUUCCAGCAAAUCCAACGAAGUAUCGAGACCACCCGAACUGGCGGUUCUUCUUCGCCUGCAUCCCACAAGACGGCGCGUCCUCCUGCAACCUCACAGCCCGGCGUCAUGCGACAAGAUUCAUAUUGGAGCCCACGAAACGGUCGACCUACGGGUCCGAAUGGCCAUUCGACGGCACACGGUUUUGGGGCCACAAUCGGCCCGCGAUUCAAGGAUACUCCGUUCUACGAGCUGGAGUCCCGGGUUGGUGACGUUCGUGUCUGUGAGACUAUGAGCCAACAUAGAAACAUGGUUUCCAUUCCGAUCAGACUCAACGACUGCCCGUCGCUCAACAAAGUGGUAGAAAACAAGGAUCUGUAUCGUGUCAUGGUGUUCUGCGCCGAGAACAACAACAACGAGAUCCAGAACAUCUCUUUUCCACACCAAUCGGAGAUCAAGAUAAAUGGCAAUGAGGUCAAGGCCAACCUGAGGGGUUUGAAAAAUAAGCCAGGGUCGACAAGGCCGGUCGAUAUCACGAGUUUUCUGCGCCUGAAAAAUGACGUCCGAACCCUCGUCGAGUUCACAUACGCCUUGACACAAAAGAACACUCCGAACCAGAAAUUCUAUCUAGUUGUCUACGUCUGCAAGAUCACGACAGCCCAGGCGCUAGCUGAAAAAAUCAAAACCGGCAGAAAGAUACCCAAGCAAUCGGUCAUCCAGGAGAUCAGCAAGAAGGCAGCGGAUACGGACAUUGUGACGACAUCCCAGGUCUUGUCUCUCAAAUGCCCACUCUCCUAUAUGCGGCUUGACUUGCAAGAGCAAGGGCCCCAGUGGCUGUGCCCUAUCUGUAACAAACCUGCGCCGUUUGAUCAGCUUGCGGUUGACGAGUAUGUCAAGGAGAUCUUGGCAAACACGUCUAAAUCACUGGACCAAGUCACCAUCGAGCCUGACGGACAGUGGCGAGUGAAUUCGUCGCAGGACGACAAGUCGACCAACGGUAGAAACGGAGCGGUUGACGAUGAUGACGAUGACGACGACUUCAUCAUCCAGGAGGUCAGUGUCGUCCGCAGUCGCAACUUCGAAACACCAAACCGGUCAGUUGCCAGCACGGCAACGCCAACGACAACGGCCAUGUCGCGUGAAAGCUCGACGAUGCCGCGUGGUCUUGGUUCCACUAGUGGCAAGAGACCGCACAGUGAAAGAGUGACGAUAGAUCUUACCUUGUCCGACGACGACGACGAACCGAUCCAGCCGCCUCCAAAACGGCAGCAGCUGCAACCGCCGUCGGCGACUAAUUAUGCCAAUGGUUAUGGCGGUUCACUUUACUGA